GCUAAAGUCCAUGGUCAGGCAGCUUGAGGAUAACGAUGUGGACUUCGAGGAGCUCAAAAAGAACCUGGACUACACAGCAUCGUUGCUGGAGGCCGUUUAUAUUGAAGGAACAAGGCAAUCUCUGGAAACCGAGGACGAUCUUCAGCACCUCAGGUCGGACGGUGUGCCCACAGAGGUGCGUGACUGGCUGGCGUCCACCUUUACCCAGAAGGCUCGCAGGAACAGCCGCCGGUCUGACGAGAAACCCAAAUUCCGCAGCAUCGUCCACGCGGUGCAGGCGGGAAUAUUUGUUGAGAGGAUGUUUCGGAAAGCAUACACUGCAUCCAUGCCAGAUCAGCCUGCCGAGGUGGUACACUGUCUAAGGGAUGUGGACAGAUGGAACUUUGACGUGUUUGCUUUGGACAUAGCCACAUCAGGACACGCCUUAAAAACACUGUUCAUCGAGCUGAUUAUCAGAUAUGAACUCAACAGUCGCUUUAAGGUGCCCAUCUCCUGUUUGAUGUCCUUCCUGUGUGCGCUGGAGGAAGGCUAUGGCAAGCACAACAACCCGUAUCACUGUCACACACAUGCUGCAGACGUCACACAGACAGUGCACUGUCUCCUCCUACGCACCGGCCUUGUGCAUUGGCUCACAGAGCUGGAGGUCCUGGCCUCUUUGUUUGCUGCCGCCAUCCAUGAUUAUGAACACACAGGAACCACCAACAACUUCCACAUCCAUUCCAGGUCUGAACUUGCUCUGAUCUAUAACGACCGUGCGGUACAGGAGAGCCAUCACCUCAGCGCCACGUUCCGCCUGCUCCAGGACGAACAGAUGAACAUCUUCACCAACCUGACACGAGCUGAAUGGCUAGAGCUGCGUUCUCUGGUUAUAGAGAUGGUCCUGGGUACAGAUAUGUCAUCUCACUUGCUUCAGGUUAAAGCAAUGAGGACCUGCCUGCAGCAACACGAGCAGAUUGACAAACCCAAAGCUCUGUCCCUCCUAUUACACUCUGCUGAUAUCAGCCAUCCCACCAAGCCCUGGGCUUUGCACUCACGCUGGACCAAAGCUCUGAUGGAAGAGUUCUUCAGACAGGGAGAUAAGGAGGCAGAACUGGGCCUUCCCUUCUCACCCCUCUGUGACCGUAGCAGCACCUUAAUAGCUCAGUCCCAAAUAGGCUUUAUUGAUUUCAUUGUGGACCCUACGUUCUCGUUAUUAACGGACAUGGCGGAGAAGAUUGUCAUCCCUCUGGUCCAAGAGAACCCUGAACCCCCAGAUCCAUGCAACCGACACAGUUCUCUGUGGAAGGAGAGCUCCAGAGGACUGCAGUGGAGUUUAGCCCACAUUACCGCCGAGCUAGUCAGCUUCAGGUCCACUUGGACGCGACACACAGAAGAUAACAAGUUCAAAUGGAGAGAAAGUGAGACGAAUGGAUCUACAGAUCAGUUCCGGUACGAGAAGCCCCCACACAGCAAAGAAGAAGAGCUUUCAGAAUCCGACUCCCAGGAUUCCUCUGUAAACAACGCUCCACAGUAG
This is a messenger RNA of Chanos chanos (milkfish), 1513 nucleotides long. Its product is annotated as calcium/calmodulin-dependent 3',5'-cyclic nucleotide phosphodiesterase 1B-like. Gene Ontology annotation, biological process: signal transduction. The coding region runs from base 11 to 1513 and encodes 500 amino acids. The transcript is spliced from 13 exons. Gene Ontology annotation, molecular function: 3',5'-cyclic-nucleotide phosphodiesterase activity. Lineage: Eukaryota; Metazoa; Chordata; Actinopteri; Gonorynchiformes; Chanidae. The record is from RefSeq and is a predicted model, not a curated record.